Molecule: messenger RNA, 2763 nt
Organism: Rhineura floridana
Lineage: Eukaryota; Metazoa; Chordata; Lepidosauria; Squamata; Rhineuridae
Gene: STX12
Product: syntaxin 12
Exons: 10
Coding region: 148-963 (271 amino acids)
Biological process (GO): vesicle-mediated transport; intracellular protein transport; vesicle fusion
Cellular component (GO): postsynaptic recycling endosome; synaptic vesicle membrane; SNARE complex
Molecular function (GO): SNARE binding; SNAP receptor activity
Source: RefSeq, a predicted model, not a curated record
GGGAAUACGACGCACGCGCAGAAGUUCUCUACGUGUCAACACACCCAACUAGCCGCCGCGCCUUCAAGCUGAGCGAAGGAAGGCCGAAGAGAUCGUGUCGCAGCCUGUCACUUCGGGGGUACUUUUCUGCGCCUGCGCGCCUCAGCCAUGUCGUACGGCCCGUUAGAGACUUACCGCCCGGGGGGGCUUCCGCCCCGGGACUUCAACGCCAUUAUCCAGAUCUGCAGCACCAAUGUACAGCGCCUGGCACAGUGCACUUCUCAGAUAAAGAACUUGAUGAGUCAGCUAGGAACCAAGCAGGACUCCAGCAAACUGCAGGAAAACCUACAACAGUUGCAGAACACAGCAAACCGGCUUGCCAAAGAGACCAAUGAAUACCUGAAGGAGCUGGGCUCCCUGCCACUCCCCUUAUCUGCAUCGGAACAGCGCCAGGAGAAACUUCAGAAGGAGCGUUUGAUGAACGACUUUUCUGCAGCCUUAAAUAACUUUCAAGCGGUGCAAAGAAGAGUGUCAGAGAAAGAGAAGGAAACUGUUGCCCGGGCAAGAGCUGGUUCCCGGCUCUCUGGAGAUGAGAGACACAGAGAAGAGCAGCUGGUCUCAUUUGACAGCAAUGAAGAGUGGAAUCAGAUGCAGUCUCAAGAAGAAGACGUAGCAAUAACAGAACAAGAUCUUGAACUAAUUAAGGAGAGAGAAACUGCCAUCAGGCAGUUAGAGGCAGAUAUCUUGGAUGUGAACCAGAUAUUUAAGGAUUUGGCUAUGAUGAUACAUGAUCAGGGAGAUAUGAUUGAUAGCAUAGAAGCAAAUGUAGAAAAUUCAGAAGUCCACGUGGAAAGCGCAAAUGAACAGUUACAGAGAGCUGCUUAUUAUCAGAAGAAAUCUCGUAAGAAGAUCUGUAUCCUGAUUCUUGGUCUGGCUGUGGCUUCUUUAGUCCUGGGUCUCAUUAUCUGGCAGGCAUCAAAAUGAAGUCCUUACAUGGAAUUGAAUUAAUUGCAGAGGGUUUUUUUCCCCCAGGGGAAAGCAGGUAAACAAAUCCAGUGGGAUGAAUUGAUUGAGAUGAGAUGGAACACAAACUGGUUUUUCUCUAGUAAUUAUAAUAUAUAGAAACUAACAUGAAGAUAACUAGUUCUUGGACUUAGUGAACCAUGAAGACAGUAUAUUUAUCAGUUCAUGUAAAAUUAUUUUAUGUAAUUUAACUUGUGGGUUUUUUGUUUUCUCUACUAUACUAUUGCUGUCAUGAAUGUAAAGUGUUGAAGAAGUGUGAUUGGUAACCUAGAUUGUCUUGUUAAUUGACACAUGCACUACAAACUUUUUAAAUAUGUGCUGCUUUUAUAAGUAACUUGCAUAGGAACAACUUCCAAGAAAGGCAGAAUCUAACCAAGCACUUCUCUGUCUCCAGUAAAUCUCUUGGUGUAAUCCAGAGAGCUGCUUCAGGAGCCUGUAAUGAGCUGCCACUCCCUUUCCUCUGCUGCAUUGCAUACUGCUUCUGAAACUUCCAGAAGUUGCUCUUCAGUGCAGCACAGGCUGGUGAUUAAAAGUCCAGCCUAUGCAGCAGCCUUUGCCUUGAACUUGUCAAGAACUUUAAAAUCCCCCUAUUCAUUUUUAAUGGCAUACAUAAUGAAAAAUGUUUUGGCCACCUAGGUUUGGAACUAAGAAUGUACUCAGUGAUGACUAUUCUGACCUAGAAAUGUUUGUAUCUAGUGAUUGGUAACAGGUUUUCUGCUUGUUCCAUUUUUGUGGUGAUAAUGUGUCCAAAUGUCUUGUUACCUAAUGAAGCUGUGGUUAGUGGUGGACUACUCUACUCCCUCUUCCCAACUUUGUACUUCUAAGCCCAUGCAUUAUAUGUUACAGCACAUUAAAAAUACAGCACAGAGCCUGUAAUGGGUAAAAAAUGGAGGUGGCAUAGAAAAAAGGACAUGCAUUUUAUGAGCAAUUAUGGCACUGUCUUUCCAAUAGAAAAUUUCUCACCUUUGUGUUAUACUUGGCUAAGAAUGUUCCUUCUCUCCCUAGGCUGAGAGACAGUGACCCCAUUCAGUCUCAUGGGAAAUCAAGGUUCCCUGUUAUAUUGUAAUGAACUUCAGGCUUGCAUGCACUCCCCCUUUCCUCUUCCUUUGCAUGUGAUGGGCGGAAAAGUUAAGAGCUUACUCUUGCGACUUUGAGCAUACUUAAUUUUCCUGUUGCAUUCAAAUAUUGGAAACUGGUUUGAUCCUAGCCUCUUGAACCUAGCUGUGGUUUAAACAAACCACAGUCAUGUACAACAGGCUAAAUAAACCAGUUUUCCAUAUUUAUAUAUACUGUAAUAGGAAACUGCAGUUUGCUCAAAAUUACAAGUAAACUUUAAUCUUCCUCUCUUUAGUUCACAACAGAUAUAUGGAGUGUAUGAUGCCAAGGUUUAUCUUAGUCCGUUUUCAUAAUGGGAAACCAUAGUUCCUCAUUAUAUCUGACCUGGACCUUUUGUCUGCUUGGAACUGACAUAUUAGAGGAAUCACUGGGAGAGCUCUUGAGUCGCUUUUACUCUGGCAAGCUAACCGAUAUAAAAAAGGCUAAGAAAUUUACUUGUAUAUAGACUCUUACAAUUCUACCCAAGGAAUUGCUACAUCUUUCUACUGACACAUUCUCUAUUUAUUAAUUUUCACAUUUUACUUAUUUAAAUUACUAAACUGUGAACAUUGGCAUGGGAGAAGGAUGAUGCCCACAGUUGCACAUCUUUCUUUGCACUAUUAUUCCAUCAUUCCAUUUAACUGUCAAUAAACAUUUUUUAAAGUA